This is a messenger RNA of Schistocerca nitens (vagrant locust), 2090 nucleotides long. Its product is annotated as poly [ADP-ribose] polymerase tankyrase-1-like. The transcript has 5 exons. Gene Ontology annotation, molecular function: ubiquitin protein ligase binding. Gene Ontology annotation, cellular component: nucleus; cytoplasm. Gene Ontology annotation, biological process: proteasome-mediated ubiquitin-dependent protein catabolic process; regulation of proteolysis. Bases 111 to 1427 code for a protein of 438 amino acids. The record is from RefSeq and is a predicted model, not a curated record. Lineage: Eukaryota; Metazoa; Arthropoda; Insecta; Orthoptera; Acrididae.
GCUGGCUGUUCUACGUCGCAGUUCGUUGCAGGCGGGUCUACUUGCAGCAUAUUGAAGUUGCGUGGUGAAUCGGGGAAGUACUUCUGAGGACAUACAGCGGCUCGACCUGAAUGGCGGAUACGAAGCGUGAGGAAGGCAGCUUUGCAAGUGACAUGCUGGCGCUGAUGGAGUCCGGGGAUGGCGCUGACGUGACGCUGGUGGUCGGCGACUCGGAGUUGGCGGCCCACAGUCUGAUUCUGGCAGCGAGGAGCCCAGUCUUUGCCGCGAUGUUGCGGAGUGACAUGCGCGAAGCCCUCAGCCGGCGCGUGGAGAUAACCGACAUGCAGGAAGCUGUGGUGCGCCAGAUGGUGCUGUUCAUGUACACGGAGACAGUGCCACAGCAGGGGAGCAUGGCGGCCGAGCUGUUGGAGGCCGCCGAGAAGUACAACCUGCCGCUGCUGAGGAAGAGGUGCGAGGAGCAGCUGGCGCGGGACAUCACCGUGGACAACGCCGCCGCCACCGCCGCCCUCGCCGUUCUCCACCGCUGUCCGGGACUGAAGACCACCGCCGUGGAGUUUGUGGCCGGCCACCCUGCGGUCAUGGCCACCACUGGCUGGACGCAGCUGCUGAGGGGGAACGCAGACGUCGCAGCGGAGAUCUGCGGCCAGUUGGCGAAGCUUCUGCCGCCAGCUCCACUGGAAAACAGGAUCUUAUCCACAGAUGAGAAACAGAAGCUGGGAGUGCGUCUGGCAGAGGCAGCAAAACGUGGAAGUGUGUUGGAGACACGGAAGCUGCUGGCCGUGGGUGCACCACCUGAUGGGAGGGACGCUCUCGGGAACACUGCACUGCACUGUGCAGUACUAAACAAGCAAGUGCAAGUUGUCAAGUGCCUUCUCGAUGCUGGAGCUGACGUCAGAGCCACCGACUCGUGUCUGCAGACACCUCUGCACACUGCCGCAUCGAUAUUUGACCAGAAGGUUAUGUGUAUUCUCAUAGCGGCAUCAGCACCUCUAGACGCUAAGGAUCGUUGGGGCAAGACACCGCUCCACUGGGCUGCAGAAUCGAAUGUACAAGCUGUGAAGACACUGCUGAUGGCUGGUGCUAGCACGGACAUAAAGAAUUACAAUGGGAAGGUACCUGCAAAGGUGCUCAUGCAGAGUCUGGUAAUUAUCAUGCUGUGCACCAUAACAAAAGGCGAUGAGAAAAGUUUUUAUUCCACCUGCGCAGGGCUCAUGAGAGCCUUCCAGAACAUGCAGAAGCACCAGGCAGCCCUGCCUACAGUUGUGCAUGCGGACACAAGUACAGCUGAGAUUCAGACCAGUUUUGCCACCGGUGGUUGGCAGCAGCAACUGAGCGCGUCAGAGGUGGCCACCCUGGGCGAGCUGGCCGCAGUCAGAAGAACUGACAUCUGUCAAAUAUCGAAAUUUAAUUGUCAGAAGCAAUGGUAGCGGCCACAUUUGCCAGAAAAAAUGGUUCGUCUAUAGUUGUAUGUAGGAUUGAUAGUUACUGUUGAAGGGAUAUAUUGAGAACCAAAGUCAGUAAGCUGGCAGAAUAGUUACUGCUGGAGAGCUUUAACACGAUUGUAACUGACUAAGUCUGUACAUUAGGUAAAUCGGAGAGAGAUGGCACAUAGUACAGAAUCAUGUAUGUGAAGUGCCAUGUUGCAAUUUUAGUAGAACUUUUUUUUGUGCAAGUAAACACACCAGUUGUCUAUGACAGUUAUUUUGAUUCUGUUCAAUGUAACAUUCAAAAUAAUAUUUGACCACAAAAACACCUUUACAUUGAGGUGUCUCCCUUAUGCUAUGAGUGACGUGCCACAUGCUAAAAACAGCAAAACUACCCUGUUCUUAAGUCAAAAUGUGUGUGUGUGUGUGCGCGUGCGUGCGUGUGUGUGUGUGUGCGUGUGUGUGCGUGCGCGCGCGGUGUGAUAAAUGUGGUGUGUAAUAAAUGUGUUGUGGGGCGGCGAAAAAAACUAUGGAGUUUAACAAUAUGUUUUUAAAUAUCCUUAUUAAGUAUCUAAGUAAUUCACUCAUUUAGAUAACUAAUCAACUGAUGAUAGUUGGAAACAUUAAAAUUAAGAUAUAUAAUCUAUUUAUCUUUAUCCAUUUAUA